CUGAUUAGAUAAAAUCAGAUGGUGCUCCAUUGCCCAAAGCCCAAUUUAUUGCCGGAUUACCCCUGUUGUGCAACUUUACAGUUUACUGUGCAAAAUGCAAAUUAAAAUUUUCAAAGCACACACGUUUCAAGUCAAACUUUAUAGUCUCUAAGUCGUAGAUCGCGAUAGGCAUGAAUUCGUAUUAUAAAUUUUUUUGUAAUAAUUAUCAGUCUCGAUUCUUAUUUAUGGUUUAAAUAAUAUUAUACAAGUUCACAUUUUUAUUGGACGCACUUGCUCGGAUUACAAUAUUUAAUUGCGAUUAGUGUCAGCCAAUAAUUACAAAAGUACUUCACAGAAAGCGAGCAUUCUGAUACAUUCAAUUUGCUAUGGCUAACAGUGAUCAGAUGCCCAAAGUUGAUUUCAUGAAAGACGGUGAAAUCGAUAAAAGAUUACUGCAACAGAUAAAAUUUGUUGAACGCCAAAAUCUAGUUCGUGCCACUAGGCUAAACCGCAUGCGUAGAAACGCUCGUUACACGGGCUUAUUACUUGGUGGUAUUACAUUGAGCAUAUACGGGUAUUCUAUAUAUUCAAUAAAACAGGAAACAUUCUUGGACGAUUUUGAGGAACCGGCAGUAACUGUUAAACAAUAA
Molecule: messenger RNA, 629 nt
Organism: Metopolophium dirhodum (rose-grain aphid)
Lineage: Eukaryota; Metazoa; Arthropoda; Insecta; Hemiptera; Aphididae
Gene: Ccdc56
Product: cytochrome c oxidase assembly factor 3, mitochondrial
Exons: 2
Coding region: 366-629 (87 amino acids)
Biological process (GO): mitochondrial respiratory chain complex IV assembly
Cellular component (GO): mitochondrial inner membrane
Source: RefSeq, a predicted model, not a curated record